GCGAAAUCAUGAUACCGCCGAGCAGCGUCCGGUACGAAGAGACGCUCGCCGAGAUCACGCGCCUCGACGUGCAGCUCCAGACGCUCGAGACGUGUUCGCACAAUAAGCUCGGCGAGUUUGCGCGGCCGCUCGCGAUCAAAGUCGCCGGCGCGUGGCGCGUCGACACCUCGACCUUGGCGCCGACGCACGUGUCGAUUGGCCACCUCUACGACGCGUCGGGCAUGACGCUCUACGAGCGCUUCUUGCGCGCGCACAUGCGGCUCGUCGCCCUGAGCGCGCUCGUCUACGGCGCCGACUCUGUUGCGGUGGUGCGCGCGACGCUCCAGCUCGCGACGAGCUACCUCCGCGCCGGGCUCUGGAAGCAGUGUGCCGAGCACGCGCAGGCCGCGGACGCACUCUUGCAGCGCCUCACGCCGCCAGCGUCGCAGCGUACCGAGAGUAUCUCGACGCGUCAGAUGGACGGACAGCUGCAAGCUGCGUUUGCGCUCUUCCGCGCCCUCGACGUGAAUGGCGACGGUGCGGUCUCGCGCCACGAGCUGCUGACGGCGCUUGCGACCAACGACUUUUUCACGCAACUCCGCGCCAAAGCCCAUACGCUGCCGAAUGCAUUUGGCGCGCUCCUCGACCCGACGCAGCUCGAGUCGGUCUUUCGCGCCGUCGACGCCGACAAGAGUGGAUCCAUCCAGUGGCGCGAAGUCUUUCGGUACUUGCACGGCCAUGACAAGGCGUUCCAAGGCUACUGUGCCCAGCUCGAGCGCACCUUGCCGCCGACCCUCGUCACUGCGCUGCGCCAAGCAUAUCAAAGGGUCGAGAGCCAUGCCACGCGCAGUCGUAUUGCAGACGCCCUCGCGCUCGAGGGUGACCGCCCCAUGAGCUCUGUUGCCGACUAUUUGCGACGCAAUGAUGACGCGGAUGACGAAGGCGUCGUCACAUGGCCCGAAGUUCUCGAGAUCGCGUGCCGUUCCCAGCAUGCUUCCGUGUUUGCAAGCUUGCGACCUCGCAUCGAUCUGCUUCUCGGCCGGCAAGCACCUGGCUUCAACCGACGCGGCCAAAUUGAAGAUGCGACUGCAUGUCUUCGCAAGGCAGUGGACGGAGCCCAGUUGACGCUCGGCCCCGAGCACCCUGCCAUGGUCGAGUACUACGUCGCUCUCUCGGACGUCCUCGUGCUCCGGCACACGCAGGCGCUGCAGGUCGCCAAAGACGUGGCCGCGGCCCGCUUUGACAAGUGGCUCGCGACACCCGAAGGCGCGCAGCGAAUUCGCGCCGAGGCCAUCGCGCGCCUCCACGACGCAAACGAAGCCAAAGAAAAGCUACCGACCAAGCGCGACGCCGAGGCGGAUGCUCGACGGUACCUCCAGUCGCUGCACGAUCGACGCGAGGCGCAGCGCAAACCCGAGUCGACGCCGUUUCUCGACGAAGCCACCGAGCUGUGCACCAAAGUGUGGUCCAUGGAACAGACGCAAUAUGGCAACGAACACGUCCACGCGGCGAUUGCCCUCGCCGGGCUUGGCAACGUCUACAUUGUCCGAGACGAUCCAACGACCGCCGUGACGUACUUUUUACAAGCCAUCGCUGCGUUCGAAGCGGCGUGCCACGGCGGUGUCCCCGCAGCGGCCUUUCUGCGCAUGCACGUCGCCAAAGUCUACGUGCACAUGAAGAAGACGGCCGAGGCCAUGGACCUUCUCCAGGACGCCGCCACCUUCUUCACCGAGCAUGCAGCCAAGUUCCUCGAUGCCGACACGACGCGGCGUGACUGCGCUGCGAACGCCAUGGAUGCGUGGCAGGGCUGGCUGGACCUCGCGGCGUACGAGAGCCCGGACGUUGUCCAUGGUGUCUACGUAGGCAUCGUGGAAGCGGCGACGAUCGGGUAUGGCGAAUUUAGCCUCGAAGUCGCCGACGCUCAAACGAACUUGGGUCACUACUUGCUCAAGCAGCGCCGAGAGCUGCAUGGGGACGGCGAAGUCGCGCUCGAAGCGGCGUGCUACAUUCUCCAAGUCCACCACGGCCUCCACGACAAGCGGGUGCGGCGGCUCAAACAAGAAGUACUCGCGGCCGCGGCCAAACGCAAGCACGGCGACGACUCGCCCGAGUCGCACGAUACGUCCUGGCUCAUGUAG
Molecule: messenger RNA, 2117 nt
Organism: Saprolegnia parasitica CBS 223.65
Lineage: Eukaryota; Oomycota; Saprolegniomycetes; Saprolegniales; Saprolegniaceae
Exons: 4
Coding region: 9-2117 (702 amino acids)
Molecular function (GO): protein binding; calcium ion binding
Source: RefSeq, a predicted model, not a curated record